UGGACUUCCCAAUCAUUGGACCAAUUGGGUACCUGAAAGCCAUCACUGCUUCCUCUUGCUCUGAUUGGAAGGCACGACCCGUCGCUCACCUUGGAUGAGAGCGAGCACAAACUGCCAAGAUGAAGCAUUACGAGGUGGAGAUUCUGGAUGCCAAGACCAAGGACAAACUCUGCUUCCUGGACAAGGUUGAGCCAAAUGCCACUAUUGGGGAGAUCAAGUCUAUGUUCCACAAAAGCCAUCCUCAAUGGUACGCAGCCAGACAGUCCAUCCGUCUCGACCCAAAGGGUAAGUCUCUAAAGGAUGAGGAUGUUCUGCAGCAUCUUCCUGUGGGAACCACGGCAACCUUCUACUUCCGAGACCUGGGAGCUCAAAUCAGCUGGGUGACCGUGUUUCUGACAGAGUAUGGUGGUCCUCUUCUCCUCUACCUAAUGUUCUACUUCCGUGUUCCCUUCAUCUACGCCCCCAAAUAUGACUUCACCACCAGCAAGCACUGGGUCGUACAUCUAGCCUGUAUGUGUCACUCCUUCCAUUACCUGAAGAGACUCCUGGAGACCCUGUUUGUCCAUCGCUUCUCCCACGGGACCAUGCCGUUACGCAACAUCUUCAAGAACUGCACCUACUACUGGGGCUUUGCUGCCUGGAUGGCCUACUAUAUUAACCACCCUCUAUAUACACCACCUACGGGAUGA
Molecule: messenger RNA, 689 nt
Organism: Oncorhynchus gorbuscha (pink salmon)
Lineage: Eukaryota; Metazoa; Chordata; Actinopteri; Salmoniformes; Salmonidae
Product: very-long-chain enoyl-CoA reductase
Exons: 9
Coding region: 120-689 (189 amino acids)
Biological process (GO): very long-chain fatty acid biosynthetic process
Molecular function (GO): oxidoreductase activity
Source: RefSeq, a predicted model, not a curated record